Condylura cristata (star-nosed mole) is the source of this 510-nucleotide messenger RNA. Its product is annotated as protein FAM26F-like. The transcript has 2 exons. The record is from RefSeq and is a predicted model, not a curated record. NCBI's taxonomy places the organism in Eukaryota, Metazoa, Chordata, Mammalia, Eulipotyphla, Talpidae. Gene Ontology annotation, molecular function: monoatomic cation channel activity. The coding region runs from base 1 to 510 and encodes 169 amino acids.
AUGGGCCUAGGCCGCAAAGACAGGUGCUCCACGACCAUGCGCAAGUUGCCCUGUCUGCAGGACAAAGACCCGGACAUGCAGGACCUCCUGAAGGAGCUGCAGGCCCAAUCGCAGGUGGCUGGCUGGGGCCUGAUAGCGCUGGCUGUCAUUGGCCUUAUGGUUGGUACAUCUAUUCAUUAUUGCAGAUCUCCAGUUAGUUUUAUGCAGCUGAAAUUUUGGAAAAUCUCUAUGAAGCAGGAGUGUGAGAAGUUUACAAGAGAAGCCACAAGUAAUGCAGCUAAAUUGGCAGAGAUGAAUAUUAAAUGUUUCUUUGAGCACUCACUUCCAAAAUACAAGAACAUUCCAAACUGUCAAGACUGGCAGCAGAUUUCACCACUAUAUACUUGGAAUUUACAUGAACAAUAUUAUAGCAUGUUGCACAAAUAUGUUUGCCUAGGAAUGAGUAACAGGCCCUUUUCUGAAGGAAAUGAAGUGACUGCUACUACUUUAGGCUUUGUAGAUGCUGUGUGA